CUGCCCUGCAUUCCCCACGCUGCUCUCUUGCCACCGUCCUGAGCUCACACCCCAUUACUCACUCUGUAGUCACUCUCUCUAGCGGAGAGCAAGACUCCUCGAGCUCCGGCAAUGGCGUCGUCCAGGCUGCUGCUGGCCGUGGUCGUGGUGGCCAGCUGCGCGGUAGGGCUCUGCGGCGCGACGGACCACAUCGUGGGCGCCAACCGCGGGUGGAACCCUAACAUCAACUACACGCUCUGGUCCGGCAACCACACCUUCGUCGUCGGUGACCUCAUCUCGUUCAGGUACCAGAAGGGGACGCACAACGUGUUCGAGGUGAACCAGACGGGGUACGACAACUGCACCAUGGACGGGCUCGCCGGCAACUGGACCUCCGGCAAGGACUUCAUCCCGCUCAACGAGCGCCGCCGCUACUUCUUCAUCUGCGGCAACGGCUUCUGCCAGGCCGGCAUGAAGGUCGCCGUCACCGUCCACCCCGGCGCGCUCGUGGGCACAGAGAUGCCGAUGGUGCCGCCGGGCCCCGACUCCACUGCUUCUGCCGCCGCCGCCACCACCUCCACCUCAUUCACCGCUUCCGCCUGGCUGGCGGUCGCGGCGCUGGCCGUUGUCAUUGCUGCCGUCGCUUGAUUCGCAGGAGCUUAGUGGCUUAGUGGUGUCGCCUAGUUAAUUCGCAGGAGUUUGAUUGGGAUGUAUAUCAACUGAAACAUUGGCCUUCAUGUAAGCGAGUGUCAUUUCGAGCUGAAUGUACCAGUGAUCACUGACCACGCUAGAACCGAGUGUCAUUUCGAGCUGAAUGUACUACUGAUGUUUAGCCUCUUUUUAA
This is a messenger RNA of Lolium perenne, 823 nucleotides long. RefSeq names its product basic blue protein. Gene Ontology annotation, cellular component: plasma membrane. The record is from RefSeq and is a predicted model, not a curated record. NCBI's taxonomy places the organism in Eukaryota, Viridiplantae, Streptophyta, Magnoliopsida, Poales, Poaceae. Gene Ontology annotation, molecular function: electron transfer activity.